Plasmodium yoelii is the source of this 2034-nucleotide messenger RNA. RefSeq lists its product as uncharacterized. Gene Ontology annotation, cellular component: nucleus; cytosol. Gene Ontology annotation, biological process: coenzyme A biosynthetic process. Gene Ontology annotation, molecular function: pantothenate kinase activity; ATP binding. The record is from RefSeq and is a predicted model, not a curated record. Bases 1 to 2034 code for a protein of 677 amino acids. NCBI's taxonomy places the organism in Eukaryota, Apicomplexa, Aconoidasida, Haemosporida, Plasmodiidae. The transcript has a single exon.
AUGGGGAAUAUCAUAGGAGUAGAAUGCUCCUUUAAUAGAGCUCAUAUAACUAUUGUUGUAUCUAACGAAAAAAUAAAAAAUAAAUAUUCAAAUAAUAACAUAGUAGGAAAUAUAUAUAAUUGUUUUUCUGUUUGUUAUAAUAAUAAUUAUAAAAUAAAUCAAAACUGUAAUUACAUUUCUCCAAUCUCUGAGAGUGAAAAAGAAACAGAUUGUAACUUACCAAGUGAAAAUUAUAUGACCAAAAAAAAAGACAUAUUAAAAUAUUUUUUAAAUAUACAAGAUAUAAUAAAAAAUAAUAUUCAAUUAAUUAUAUUAAAUAAAAAUUUUAAGCAAAGUAAAGAUGGUGAAUUUUCAUUAAACGAAUUAACCCAACAUUUUAAUGGUAAUAGUGAAAAUAUUGAUGAAAAAUUUUAUAUAUAUAAUAAUUUUCUCAAAAAAAAAUUAAAUAUUAAUGAGGAUGAAAUUGGUGAAGAAAUAGCGACAUUUUAUUUCUUAACUGUUAAGGUGAAAAAUAUUGAUAAAGCUAUAUUAAAAUAUCCAGAACAAACAAUUAACAACACACAAAUCAAUUUAACGGGGAAAAGAAGCAAAUAUAUAAUGAAAAAAUUAAUUAAAAUGAGAGGACUUAAGAAAAAUAUAUAUAUCCACAAAGAAAUCACAUGUAUAAAUAAUUGUAUAAUGUUUUUAAAAAAUAUAUAUCCACAAAGUUUAUAUCAUUUUGUAAUGGAAAAAAGUGAUUUGGAAAAAAAUUAUGAACAGACAGGAGAUAAUGAAAAAAACAAACAAUUGGACUUAAAAAAAAAAUAUAUUGAAAAUAAUGACUCUAUUAAGUGUGCAUAUCCAUAUAUUAUAGCUAACAUGAAAAGAGCUACUACUUAUCAUCUUGUUAAUGAAAAAAAUGAAAUUUACCAAAUCGGAAAUUGUUUUAUUGGGUAUAAAUCAGUUAUAUCCCUUUUUUUAUUGAUAACUGGAAAAUUGUGUUCCAUGGAAAAACUAUUUAAAAUAGCUAAAAAAGGAACAAAUAAAACCUUUGAUAUGUCUGUUGGCGAUAUUUAUGGUACAUCUUAUUGUAACGCCGGUCUAAGUAGCGACCUAACUGCAUCAUGUUUCGGGUCAGCUAUGAAUAUUGAUAAUAUAAAAGACAUAUUUUCCAACCAUAAUAAACAAACUAAUGGCGUGAUAAAAAAUGAGGUGAACGUAUUUUCAAGUAGUAGCGAAUGUGAUAUCAGUGAAGAGUGUAGCAGUGAUGAGAUGAAUACAUAUUGUGAUAUUGAUAUUAUUCCGACCUUAACAAAAAGUAAUUACAAUAAUAACGAAAAAUGGAUAGCUAAUAAAAAAUGUUUAAAUAAUCACCACACAAAAUGCAAAUAUUUUUUCAAACAAAAAUAUUUAAGUGAUGAUGAAACAGCUAUAAAAAAAUAUAUUAAAAAAAAAUCCAGAAAACAAUUAGGAAAUAAAUGGAACUCUUUAACUGAUCAUGAAUUAUAUAUAAGGAAAGAUUAUAAAGAGAAUUAUUAUUCUUCGUCAGAUGAAGAUUUUAAUUGUGAAUUAUUAAAAAGUAAAAAAAAAAUUCAAAAAUAUUAUGAACAAGUCAGAAAAAAAAAAAAUUCAAAAAUGAAAAAUAUGUAUGUGCAGGAAAAUUAUGUAAAUAAAAAAACUGCACAAAUGGAAUAUAAUAAUAUUGAAAACAAAAAAUUGAACACUAUACCAGAACAAAACCUCGAAAAUGUGAAUAAUCCUCUACAUAAUAAAAAUUCUACAAAAUAUUUUACCAAUAUAGAAUGUGAUUUGAGUAAAACUUUAUUAUCAAUGACAAUAUAUAAUGCAACACAAAUGGGGUAUAUCCAUAGUCAUGUAUAUAAUGUUAAACAUAUAUUUUUUUCAGGCUUUUUUUUGGAAAAUUCAGCUUGUAUAGAAUUACUCAAAAUUUAUAUAAAGUUUAUGUAUCAUAAUGAGCAAAUAUUAUACUUUUUUAAAUAUUCUACAUAUAUAAGUAGCUUAGGGGCAGCUAUACAACUAUUAGACUGGGAAUAA